AACAUUGAAUUACAUAAUUAGUCUCAUGGUUUCCGGCCACUUGAACAUGGACGUUUGCUCGAAAAUAUUUCUACGAAUGGUCAGGUGUUACAGGGAGUCGUACUACUUGCUUGAGCGAGCCACCGACAACGCGAGACUCCUUAGGUCCGUGAAUUCCACCCACAUAUCGAAUAUCGCGAGACUCCUACUCGAUAACGGAGAGUACGAGUCGACGAGUUGGCCGAGGAGGAUCUACGUGCCCGAGGCCCUGGCUCCGCACUUCUUUGAGAGCAACGUCGCAAGCACCGUCAUCGGCUCUCUCGUCGAAUUUAUCGUUGAUUCUCAGCAAAAAGGGGAAACUAGGAACGAUGGAAAAGGCAAGCCAAGCGAGGCGACGAGACGCGCAGAGUUCCUGCUUACUCCUGGGGAUUCGCGGCUUGUCCCGAAGGCUCAGAUCUACUUAACCACUGUGUGCCCGAAAAAAUUCGGUGGCUCCCACGAGAGCUUACGUUCUCACUUCCCUAAGAGCGAAGAGUUCUUCGCGUUCAACGUCUUCCCCGCAGCGUCCUACUACGAAGGCACGCCCUACGCUUCCAUAUCCAAAUCCCAGAUGCCGGCCAUAGCUAUGCUCGAGCGAGACUACCGGGCACUUCGGAAGCUGCGCUUCGAGGUCACUGGCACCUACUGCAGCAAGCAACGCGAGCUGCUCUGCAAGGGCGAGUUUUGGCUCGCCCUCAUUAAGGACAUAUCGGAUAUCCUCGCCGUUUCGGCCCUUUAUCGAUCAUUCGGCAAGGAGUUCGCCAAUUACAGCCUCGCCAUCGUACAGAUGUUGCUGUACUGCAAGGACGAAAGCCUUUCGGGACUGACGGAGGCUUCGGCCGUCUUAACCAACGGCCGACUCAUCAGUCAGGAGCAAUAUAACUUGAUCUUGAAACGCUUUAAAUUGAAGCACGAGAUUUGCUAAUUCACGAAAUCCUCGUACAAAUUGAUACAUCC
This is a messenger RNA of Ceratosolen solmsi marchali, 975 nucleotides long. RefSeq lists its product as uncharacterized. Bases 26 to 943 code for a protein of 305 amino acids. Lineage: Eukaryota; Metazoa; Arthropoda; Insecta; Hymenoptera; Agaonidae. The record is from RefSeq and is a predicted model, not a curated record. The transcript has 2 exons.